This is a messenger RNA of Panicum virgatum (switchgrass), 423 nucleotides long. RefSeq lists its product as uncharacterized. NCBI's taxonomy places the organism in Eukaryota, Viridiplantae, Streptophyta, Magnoliopsida, Poales, Poaceae. The transcript has a single exon. The coding region runs from base 1 to 423 and encodes 140 amino acids. The record is from RefSeq and is a predicted model, not a curated record. Gene Ontology annotation, biological process: DNA integration. Gene Ontology annotation, molecular function: nucleic acid binding.
AUGGUCGAGCCGCUCAAGAAGGCACCAGGAGUGUUCACCCACCUACUUGUUGCAAUUGACAAGUUCACCAAAUGGAUAAAAGCAAAGCCGAUCAACACAAUCGACUCCAAGAAGGCCGUCAAGUUCUUCCUGGACAUCGUCUGCAGGUUCGGCGUGCCCAACUCCAUCAUCACCGACAACGGAACCAACUUCACAGGCCAUUACUUCCAAGAGUUCGCGGAAGAAUACAGGAUCCGGAUCGACUGGGCAUCGGUCGGACACCCAUGCACAAACGGGCAAGUCAAAAGAGCUAACGGCCUAAUCCUCCAAGGGCUCAAACCUCGCAUUUUUGACAUGCUCAAAAAGUUCACGGGUUGUUGGGUGGAAGAGCUGCCGACAGAGCUCUGGAGCUUCGAACCACUCCUAACCGGUCAACGGGGCUAA